This is a messenger RNA of Vidua chalybeata, 3430 nucleotides long. RefSeq lists its product as uncharacterized. Bases 1 to 711 code for a protein of 236 amino acids. NCBI's taxonomy places the organism in Eukaryota, Metazoa, Chordata, Aves, Passeriformes, Viduidae. The record is from RefSeq and is a predicted model, not a curated record. The transcript has 3 exons.
AUGAGGCAUAGAAAGCAAGAGGAAAAGGUGGACAUCAAUAAAGAAAAACAACAAAAGAAGAAUGCAAAAGCAUUGCUUGGGUACCUAGGUGCGGCGUGGGUUUUUGCUCUCCCCGGCUGCACGCAGCUCUUGGGAGCCCGGCUGUGGCGUAGCUUCCACGUGCUGCCGGGGUUUGCUGCCGCGGGUUCCCGGACACGGCUCCGUGUCUCGGGCGCGUGGGCCGGCCAGUCUCUGUUACCGUGCGCUAGGGACCCGGUAAAGAGGAAGGAAUUUGUCCAUUUACUCCGUGCUUGGCAGGAACGGUUUAUUGGUCACGUGGCGCGGUUCGAUGGAAAGACGCGACCGCUCCCGCCACUCGCAUGGGAGCAAAUGGCGUCUGACUGCCGGCGGGAUAGGGCUUUAUGGAGGGGCGGGGCGAGAGGAUCCACGGCCUGCCGGCCAAUAGGGGCGGCUGCCGUGGCGGUGACGUCAGCAACAGCGACCAACCAGAGAACCCCGCAGGGGCGGGCACCGAGCCAGAGCGGGCUGAGCGGGAUCGUGUGGCUCGGGGCGGCCAGCACGGGGUUUCCCGGGGCCGGACGGCAGGGUGCUUACAGGAGCGGCACAGGGGUAAGAGCCGGCAGCGGGCAGCGUGGGGCCAGAAACCGCGGGGGGGAACAACGCGGGGAAAACGCGGGAUUACAGAACUUGGCUUAUUUUAACAUAAAUUAAAAACCCUAAUCUAAACCCAAACUCCGGGAUGCAACACCUAGGUAUAAAAUUAUAAAUGACAAUGCCUAGCUACAGCUAAAACCAGCAACAUUAAGGAUAGUGAGAAUAGAUUCAAAAAUUAUGCUAGCUACUGAUGGAAAUUUAGGGCAAGACGUUUUGGUUAGACAGACAGUGGGGAGAAAACUGGAAUUCUCAAGACCUCUUUUCCUCACUAUUCACAGGCAAACUUGCUCCCAGGCUUCUCCAUGUACUGCCACAGUUUGCCAUAAGGAGAUGGCAACCAAGAGGCAAGAGCAACAGGUCUUGGUGCUUCAUCACUCUUGCAGUUGAAAAUUAGUUGAGUUUCCAAUUUGAAUGUGUUCAACUUGACCUGUAUUUCCUUGCUUCCUGGUUUUCCUGAAAUGACUCAGCAUCCUUGUAGGUCUCUUCUUGAAAAGGUAGGUAAUAUGACUUUAAUUUUUCAUGUUUGUCUCUUCAUUUUUGUGCCAUGACUUUCCAAAUGUGGGCACCAGAACUGGAAGCAUCAUUUCCAUUUCAGUGCUAUCAAUAAAUGAAGUUUUCCCAGGUUCAUAUACUGAAGGAAUAUAAUAAACUUACUUGUGACUUUAUAGCAUUGAGACGAAUGAUAAGAUAAUUCUGUUUAUCAUUUGUUUGUCCAUUUUAACUCCAGAUUCAUUUUAAGUCACUGUUUUGCCAAUACACCCUUCACUGUGUAGGCAUGAUUUGCACUUUUCUUUCUAUGGGUAUAAUGUGAAAGUGAUUUUAUUAAAAUAUUUUGUGGGCUUAAUUGUUUCAUAUGCUGAAUUACUUCAGAUCAUUCUAUAUAACUCUUCCAUCUUUGCUCUUCAUCAUCCCGCCUGUUUUUGUCAGGUGUAAUUGUUCUAAGAUUGCAUUAGCCUUAUUUCAAAAUCGUUUAUGAAAAUGUUAUAUAUUCCAAAAUCCAGUGCCAAUCCUGAGGGAUCAUAUUUAAAUUACUUGAGUUCCACAGUGUUUUCCCUUUCAUGACUAUUUCUAGGGGUUCGUGGGCCACUUUUUAGUUCACUUAUUAUGUGCUUUAUUAAUAAAGCAUAGUGUUGAUUUUUAGGUCAGAUGAUCGGUUGGAUAUGCAUAAGUCAGAUGCCUUAUAAAAGUUUAAAUAUAUCCUCACAAAUAUCUUUUUUUAAAGAAAAUAUUGACCUCAUCACAUAAGUAAAUAAGAUUUGGUCUUAAGGUCCAAGGUCUUUGACCUUAAGGUCCAUAAGUUCUGCUUUAUAUAAAAUUAUCAUCCCUGGCUGUAAUUAUAUACCACCGUUGGACUUAAAUGAGAAGCUUUCCAUGUUAAAUUAACUGGCUUGUAAUCAUGCUGAUUGUCUUACCUGCUCUUCUUAUGUAUGAGCACCAUAUAGCAAUCUUCUGAAUUUGUUAAAAAUAUACAGCAGAGGCAGUUACCUCGUUAGGAAGCUGUAGCCUAUCCCUGAAGUGUAAGAAAGUUUUUGAGCAUGUUGUCAAAAUAUUUUAUCAUUGAAAAAGGCUAAUCUGGUGAAAUUACUUUUGUCACAUGAGACCUUUAUUACUUUAAUACUGUUUUCAAUGGAAGAAAAAAUUAAAUGAAGUACUAUUAGUUAAUAGUUAAUGUGUUUGCUUAAUAUGACCUUAAUCAAAGCAUCUCCUCCCCUCAGUGAAAUCCUUUGUCUCAUGUAAUAAAGCAAAUUAAAUAUAAUUUACAUCAAAUCACUAGUUAAAGCACCAUGACAAAACAGGAAGCAGGAGAAUGAUAUAAUUAUUGGUUUUGUCCACAUUUUCAUGCCCCUUAGAAUUCAAAUCAACCUGUGUAUGAUUGAAAUUCAGAGCAUGUGUCCUUGCUUCAAGGACAGACUGAGCAUCUGGUAAGAGUGGCAAGCUCAUUCUUUGUAUUGGCAGAAAAUAAAGCUGAAUCUACUUUAACCAGAUAGAGGCAGGGAAAUUCAACAACUCGUGGGUGAGCAGAAAGAGACAGAGAGAGACAUCGUCAAAGGUGGCUGAGGGGCAGCCUGGAGCUGAGUGGCAAUGCACAGUCCCCAGAGACAGCCGUAAUCGAGCUGCAGCUGUCACACAGGUGAAGGAAUUAUCUAAACCAAGAGAUUUGAUGCCUUAUCAAGAUAAAACAGAGCACCAAUGGGAAAUCCUUAAACAAACAUGAGAAGAGGCAAAGGAAGAGCAUGGCAGAAGUGUGCAUGGGGAAUAUGAACCCAGAGCUCCUCCAGGUCUGGAAAGGUAAGAGUAUAAAUCACAGGUUCAUUUUGUGGUAACACAAAAUUAAUCUGACUAAAAUUCUUGAUGGAAGCUUCCCAGCAAGAAGAGAAACAACCAUACCCAGGUCACCUGUGUUCACCAAAACAAGGGGAAAACUCUGAUGGUGGUAGGCUGUGUACUUUGAAUGCCAGGAUAUAGACAUGUGUAUGUAGAUGUCAUGUUGGUAUCAGGAAAUGCUGUUCCCCAAGGCAAAGAGCCCACAGCAGCCCAAUCCUAAGGAGAGCCCACAGCAGAGAAGAAGGAAUGAUCAAAUUCUGUGCUAUGUAAUAUCACUCUACAUUUUACUUUAUCUUCUGUGUUGCUCUUUGUUCCAGGAGCAAGCAGAUAUACUUCUCUAUGCCAAUAAUUAUGAUGUUUUUAAUGAUGAAUUCUUCAAGAGCAAACUUGUUCAACUUGAGAAAUACAUAAAGUUUUUCAUGAUUUAUUAAACUAUCCUGUUUCACUCAUA